AUGAUUGACGAAUCCCAGUACCAACGAUUACCGAUCGACGAGGACAACACUGCUGUGCUUUCAGCACAUGAACCAUCACCUCGGUGGCGAAAAACAUGGAGUCUAUUCUUCGCCGCACUUCUGGCUGUAUCUCUACUGCUCCUUUUAUCAUUCCUGCCAGCAAGAAUUCCAGGGGCACACACCACAAAUUCUCCCUCCCCUGAAUACCAGCAUUGCGGUAACAGCACCGAUAUUGCAAAGUCUCGCGGAUGUCAAUUCGAUCUCUUGAAUUAUGUCUGGCUGCCAGAGCGCUGUAGUGAGAAGGAAACAGUGGAAGAAUUCCGCAUCUGGCUCAAUAGCCCGGAGCGCCAAUUUGGGAGCUGGCCUUUCUUUGCCGAUCGCGAAGGACACGAACACAUUGCCAACGAACAAGCCUUGUCAGAGCGGGUAAAUGUAGAUACCCGCGCGCCCCAAGAGGAACAUCUGGCUCAUUGUAUUUUUCUGUGGCGUCGGUUGGUACGCGUUGCUGAUAUGAAAGUGGAGCUGGAUAUCGGGAUGGGUCAUAUCCACCAUUGCACCGAGGGCCUACUUUGCAGGGGCCAAAUCCAGUGGAUGCGGAGCGGCCUCAUUCAGUGUUUCAAGUUGGAUUCGGUGGAUGCAGAGUAG
Messenger RNA from Penicillium expansum, 645 nucleotides. RefSeq lists its product as uncharacterized. The transcript has a single exon. The coding region runs from base 1 to 645 and encodes 214 amino acids. NCBI's taxonomy places the organism in Eukaryota, Fungi, Ascomycota, Eurotiomycetes, Eurotiales, Aspergillaceae. The record is from RefSeq and is a predicted model, not a curated record.